Molecule: messenger RNA, 1270 nt
Organism: Pteropus alecto (black flying fox)
Lineage: Eukaryota; Metazoa; Chordata; Mammalia; Chiroptera; Pteropodidae
Gene: RTP4
Product: receptor transporter protein 4
Exons: 3
Coding region: 98-1270 (390 amino acids)
Biological process (GO): protein insertion into membrane; detection of chemical stimulus involved in sensory perception of bitter taste; protein targeting to membrane
Cellular component (GO): cytoplasm
Molecular function (GO): olfactory receptor binding
Source: RefSeq, a predicted model, not a curated record
AGUUAAAAAGAAAAGAGCUGACAUCAGGGCACGGAAACCGAAACUGCUUUUUUUCUCUUGCUAGGCAUCAAGAGAGACUAAAAGCUACGCACUAAACAUGGACUCUCAGUCUCAGGAGAAAAUUGUUUCCAAUGUGGAGACAUGGGAGCAGACAUUUCAAGAACUGAUGCAGGAGGUGAAACCCAGGGCCAAAUGGACCCUGAAGUUGGAUAAGAAUAUUCGGCCAGACUGUGUGGCCCAAGGGUGGAAGCAAUACCAGCAGAGAGCAUUUGGCAGGUUCCGGUGUUCCUCAUGCAAGCGAUUUUGGGCUUCCGCCCAAGUGCAAAUACUAUGUCACAUGUACCUGGAAACCCGGAAGUCUCAGGGCCAGGUGCUUAUGCGACUCUUUGCCCAGAGGUGCCGGAGGUGUAUCCAGUCUCAAUUUGAGAAGCCUGAGUUCUCCCCAGAGAGUACCAUGAGGAUUUUGAAGAACCUGGUGCGGCGUAUUCAGGAGAGAUACUACGGAGACGGCAUCAGGAAGUUUUCUGAGAUGCCGGUGGUCCCGGAGGUGCCUUUGGACGGGUCUCAUGACACAGCCAAUUGUGAGGCAUGCACUCUGGGCUUCUGUGUAUGGGGCUUCCAAAACUGCAUAACAAACCCACCUGAAUCCCCUCUCUCCUAUAGGGAGAUUGGGAGCUCCUCACCUCACACAGGUGACAUGAGCAGCCAAAACCAAGCUGGGAACCAGUCAGGUAAGGCAAGGGAGGCUCAGGGGAGUGGGUAUUCCUGUGUCCCUAAGAAGUCAACACCCAGCCAUGCCACUGCUGGAACCCAAGUGCCUGGGGCAGGUCCUCAGCCCAAACAGGAGACAGGCCGACAACCCACACCAGGGGCAAACCAGCAGGCUAAACGGGGAACAGGGCUGCAGCCCAUCCAAGUAGAAGGAUCACUUCCUUUAGGGCGGACAGACCCACAGCCCACACGAGCAGUAGUCCCAUUACCUUCAGGGCAGGCAGAUUCACAAUCCACCCCAGGAGGAGGACCGCAAGCCCCCCGGAGGGCAUACUCUCAGGUUCUAAGGUGUUCAGGCCAACAGAUAACACAGAAAGCAUGCUCACAAGCCACACAAGGAGUAGGUCUUCAGGCCACAAGAAGGACAGACCUACAGCCCACACAGAAGGAAGAUCCCAUAGUGACACGUAGGUCUAGGACCCUCAAUGAAACUCAAGAUGCCCAGAGAAGGCAGGAGAAGUAUUCAGACAGAAGACCUGCUCCAGACACAUUGGACUAG